AGAGAAUAAGGGGGGGGGAGAGAAGGGGGGCAGAGAGACACACACUUUAGAUAAGGACAAUUAGUCACCAUCGAGACCCAGUAGGGAGAGAAGUUUAAAUCAGAGGGAUUUAAUGAGGGUGCUCUGUGCUUUCCCUGAAGCCAUGGCCUCCAGCAGCUCCCGCCCCCCCUCGUGCCUAGUCCUGGUGGCUCUCUUCUUGGCUCUGUUGCUCCAUCUCUCCCUCUCCUUCCACGCUGGAAACAGGAGACCUUUGCCUGUAGACAGAGCUACAGGUCUGAAGGAAAAGACCCUGAUUCUACUUGAUGUGAGCACCAAGAACCCAGUCAGGACAGUCAAUGAGAACUUCCUCUCUCUGCAGCUGGAUCCCUCCAUCAUUCAUGAUGGCUGGCUCGAUUUCUUAAGCUCCAAGCGUCUGGUGACCUUGGCCCGGGGACUCUCGCCCGCCUUUCUGCGCUUCGGGGGCAAAAGGACGGAUUUCCUGCAGUUCCAGAACCUGAGAAAUCCGGCGAAAAGCCGCGGGGGCCCGGGCCCGGAUUACUAUCUCAAAAACUAUGAGGAUGACAUUGUCCGGAGUGAUGUUGCCUUGGACAAACAGAAAGGCUGUAAGAUUGCCCAGCACCCUGAUAUCAUGCUGGAGCUCCAGAGAGAGAAGGCAGCACAGAUGCAUCUGGUUCUUCUGAAGGAGCAAUACUCCAACACUUACAGUAAUCUCAUAUUAACAGCCAGGUCUCUAGACAAACUUUAUAACUUUGCUGAUUGCUCUGGACUCCACCUGAUAUUUGCUCUAAAUGCACUGCGUCGUAAUCCCAAUAACUCCUGGAACAGUUCUAGUGCCCUGAGCCUGUUGAAGUACAGUGCCAGCAAAAAGUACAACAUUUCUUGGGAACUGGGUAAUGAGCCAAAUAACUACCGGAGCAUCCGUGGCCGGGCAGUGAAUGGUAGUCAGUUGGGAAAGGACUACAUCCAGCUGAAGAGCCUGCUACAGCCCAUCCGGAUUUACUCCAGAGCCAGCCUGUAUGGCCCCAAUAUUGGACGGCCCAGGAAGAACGUCAUUGCACUCCUCGAUGGAUUCAUGAAGGUGGCAGGAAGCACAGUGGAUGCAGUUACCUGGCAACAUUGCUACAUUGAUGGCCGGGUGGCCAAGGUGAUGGACUUCCUGAAAACUCGUCUGUUAGAUACACUCUCUGACCAGAUUAGGAAAAUUCAGAAAGUGGUCAACACAUACACUCCAGGAAAGAAAAUUUGGCUGGAAGGCGUCGUGACCACCUCAGCUGGAGGCACAAACAAUCUGUCAGAUUCCUACGCUGCAGGAUUCUUAUGGCUAAACACUUUAGGAAUGUUGGCCAAUCAGGGCAUUGAUGUUGUGAUACGACAUUCAUUUUUCGACCAUGGAUACAACCAUCUGGUGGACCAGAAUUUUAACCCAUUACCAGACUAUUGGCUGUCUCUCCUUUACAAGCGACUGAUUGGCCCCAAAGUCUUGGCAGUGCAUGUAGCUGGGCUCCAGAGGAAGCCUCGGCCAGGAAGAGUCAUCCGAGACAAACUAAGGAUCUAUGCUCACUGCACAAACCACCACAACCACAACUAUGUCCGUGGCUCUAUUACACUUUUCAUCAUCAACCUACAUCGAUCAAGAAAGAAAAUCAAACUGGCUGGGACUCUCAGAGAUAAGCUCGUGCACCAGUAUCUGCUGCAGCCCUAUGGGCAGGAAGGCCUAAAGUCCAAGUCCGUGCAGCUCAAUGGCCAGCCCUUAGUGAUGGUGGACGACGGGACCCUUCCAGAACUGAAGCCCCGCCCCCUGCGGGCCGGCCGGACGUUGGUCAUCCCUCCAGUCACCAUGGGCUUUUACGUGGUCAAGAAUGUCAAUGCUUUGGCCUGCCGUUAUCGAUAAGUCACCCUCUGGCCUUGAGCUGCUGGUGGGACUGCUGGGCUGCUCUCUGCUCUUCCACACAAGUAGCACUCUUGUUCCUCAGACACCUUCAUUAGCACCCAGCCUCUACUCCCACGCUGCUGGGAGUAACAUAGACUCUCCGCAGGGAGAGGAAAUGUCAUAGUGUGAGCUUAGUCUAGGUAGGUGGCAUCUGUCCCUAAGGAAAAUGUAGACAUCCUCUGUCCCUAUGCAAAGAUAAAGAUGUGUGUCUGUUUACGUACGAACAGCUGACAGCAAGCUUCCAGAACAAGUAUUUCCAAACCAGCUGCCCGCGGUCCUGACCACACAGCAAUGUAACUAACUGCAAACCCCAGGCCCUAGCCUGUGGCUGCUGUCUUCAGCAGAUGGGGCUGGGGGGUGCCCGCAGUCCUGACCACACAGCAAUGUAACUAACUGCAAACCCCAGGCCCUAGCCUGUAGCUGCUGUCCUCAGCAGAUGGGGGGGGGGGGGUGCACAUCUAAUCCUCUUCUAACUCCUCCUUUGUCUGUUUCCUGCUGCCGCCUCGGGUUUCCUGACACCUCACUUCCCAUAGGGAGCUAAUGGGUGAGCCAGCUCUGGCCUGCUGGGUGAGCUGUUUAUAUAAUUUCCUGGCUGAUGUAUGAGUGUGUGCAUCUGGGUUUCUGACAAUGGCAUCCAUCACUGGCUAGUCCUCUGGGAACGGGUGCUUCACAAGUGGAAUUACAGUCAUACUCUAAAGUUUGUAAGGUUCUAUUCCUCUGUGACUUUAGAGUCCCUCCAGCUAGGAAUGGGAGUCAGGUAACAAUAUUCAUUGAGUGGAGAGCAAUGUAUUAGGCUCCACAAGAAGAAAUCAUCAUUCUUCAUGCUGCCGGGAGGGAGAGAGUAAUACAAUGAAAAAGCACAUGGAAACAUCAACUCCCCUUCCCUCCCCCCACCCCACACAGGCGUGCACACACGCGCGCAGACACACACACACACACACACACACACUGAUCCAACAAAGCAAUUUAGACCUUGCCCUCAAACUGAAAGGAUUUCAAAGACUCAGAACAGUAAGAAAGCCUUAGCUGUCUGUCUGACCAAAAACCAUUUAGAAGAAGGCACGAAUGAAAUCACUGCAGACAGAGUCCAACCUGUCUGCCUCUUCCCACCUAGCUGAGUCUUAGUGCAUUUAUUUACUAGGGAGAAGAUUAAAGGUGGCCAGUUCCAUCCUACCCCAGCAUGGUGCACAGGUUUUCGACUCUAUUAAGGAAGAAUGGGGAACUGGUCUGAUAGCAAAACAGAUAAAUAGUAUACGGAGGGCUUCUGAGUUGGGCCAUCAGGAGGAGGGGCUUACAGCCCACAGAGGGGGAUCUUUAUUUGGCAGGAGGAGGGGCUUACAGCCCACAGCGGGGGACCUUUAUUUAGCAGGAGGAGGGGCUUAAAGCCCACAACUGGGACCUUUAUUUGGCUACAGGGUAUGGGAGUCUUUGGAAACAAGCUGCAGUCACACUGACUUUCUGUGGACAUGACUGACCUCAGGAACAAAAUGACAUGAAUGAUGCUGUCUUUAAGGAGAAAGGGGACCCUUGACCCUCCUGAGUGCCACCGUUUUGGUGUGAACAGGCAGGCCUGGGGAAGUGGUAGAGGCAAUGCCUGAAGAAUAGGGGCUUAGUCCCAUUUGCAAAGUGAGAGUCAAGAGUAGGUUAAACAGCAAGGUGCCCGAGACCUUCAGCUUAGAGAGCUGGGAAUUUGGUAGAGGGGAACCACCCAUCCGAUUCUCCCUAUAAUGAAGACAGUGGGAUUGGACUUUGGGGUGCUUGUUUUCAGUACAGGAUGAGCAUCACACAGCGGAUACAGUAGAGCAUGCAAGGGCAGAGGACUGAAGACAGGCUGGACCCCUCAAUGGUCAGCUCAGAAGCAUCUGGAAAUGGUGGCCCAUGAGACUGCUCACCCAGAGAGGCUCCCAGGGAGCUUCCCUCCUUAGGCACCUUCUGUGGAAGCUCUAGCACAGCACAGGAGGAUGGAAAGAAGGAAGGAAGGAAGGAAGGAAGGAAGGAAGGAAGGAAGGAAGGAAGGAAGGAAGGAAAAGAAGAGACAAACAGGUGGACCAGUGUGAGGAGGAAUGUGGAGGAAGGGAAAGGAGACAGACAAACAGGUGGUUUCUUCCUUGAACAUGUGUCAGCAUCUCUUCUCAGCACUUGUCUGGGGGCACCGCAGGGCCCCUGAUAACACCAAGGUGAUCAGAGUCCUAAUGCCAGGCCCUGGGCUAGUCAGCUUUACAUAUGUAGAAGCUGCAUAAUAAAGCUACUGUUGCUAUCCCAAGCACCUGCGGGGCCUGGGAAGGGUCCCUAGGCUGCCCAGCGUCACACAGUGAAAUGGGUUUGUUUGAGGAACCAUCCAGAACCUACUCAGUCACCAAGCUCAGUGGCUUUUCCUGUCAUAGACUUGCCCUCUCACCUGGCGGACUGCUUGCUCGAUAUACCCAACACUUCCAGAGCCCCACACAAACACAUUUCCUGUAAAUAGGCUUUAAUCCUUCACUAAGCCUCCCAGAAUGUAGGUCACUUUUGCCAUCUUUGUCUUUCUCUGUGAAUUAAAUGCUGCACCCAA
Molecule: messenger RNA, 4481 nt
Organism: Mastomys coucha (southern multimammate mouse)
Lineage: Eukaryota; Metazoa; Chordata; Mammalia; Rodentia; Muridae
Gene: Hpse2
Product: heparanase 2 (inactive)
Exons: 12
Coding region: 113-1891 (592 amino acids)
Cellular component (GO): extracellular matrix; membrane
Molecular function (GO): hydrolase activity, acting on glycosyl bonds
Source: RefSeq, a predicted model, not a curated record